Messenger RNA from Hyaloscypha bicolor E, 465 nucleotides. Its product is annotated as putative multi protein-bridging factor 1. The transcript is spliced from 2 exons. Lineage: Eukaryota; Fungi; Ascomycota; Leotiomycetes; Helotiales; Hyaloscyphaceae. The record is from RefSeq and is a predicted model, not a curated record. Bases 1 to 465 code for a protein of 154 amino acids. Gene Ontology annotation, molecular function: DNA binding. Gene Ontology annotation, cellular component: nucleus.
AUGGAUGACUGGGACACCGUCACGAAAAUUGGAAGCAAGACCCGCGGGGGCGGAGCAGCACGAGAGACGGUCGUCAGAGGCAAAUCCGCGCUCAACGCCGCCCAAAGAAGCGGAACGGUCAUCGGAACAGAGAAGAAGUUUGGCGCUGGCAACUCUGCCUCCAAACCCGGCGUCGAAGGCCAACAUCUCACCAAAGUCGACCGCAGUGAUGACAUCGUCAAGCCCAACACAGUUGGCAAGGAAGUCGGCGACGCCAUCUCUCAGCAGCGACAGAAGAUGGAGCCGAAGAUGACACAGAAGGACCUGGCGACCAAGUGCAACACGACCCAAAGUAUCGUCGCGGACUUCGAGCGCGGAUCUGCGGCCCCGGACCAGAAGAUCCUGGCGGCGAUGGAGAAGGUUCUGGGGGUUAAGCUGCGGGGAAGCGAUAUUGGUGCGCCGAGAUUUGGUCCUAAGAAGAAGUAG